Cephus cinctus (wheat stem sawfly) is the source of this 892-nucleotide messenger RNA. Its product is annotated as histone H4. Gene Ontology annotation, biological process: nucleosome assembly. Gene Ontology annotation, cellular component: nucleosome. The coding region runs from base 46 to 357 and encodes 103 amino acids. Gene Ontology annotation, molecular function: protein heterodimerization activity; DNA binding; structural constituent of chromatin. The transcript has a single exon. Lineage: Eukaryota; Metazoa; Arthropoda; Insecta; Hymenoptera; Cephidae. The record is from RefSeq and is a predicted model, not a curated record.
UCAUCUGUUUUGUUCACAUCGUCUGUAUAAACUAUCUGAGCAAACAUGACUGGUCGUGGAAAGGGAGGAAAGGGAUUGGGAAAAGGAGGAGCCAAGCGCCAUAGAAAAGUUCUUCGAGAUAACAUCCAAGGAAUCACCAAGCCUGCCAUUCGUCGUCUGGCUCGUCGUGGUGGUGUCAAGCGUAUAUCUGGCUUGAUUUACGAAGAAACUCGUGGCGUCUUGAAAGUCUUCCUUGAAAACGUAAUCCGAGAUGCUGUCACCUAUACCGAGCACGCAAAAAGGAAAACAGUUACUGCUAUGGAUGUAGUCUAUGCCCUUAAGAGGCAAGGACGCACCCUCUAUGGUUUCGGUGGUUAAGUCAUCGGACUUGACAUACGUCUAUAAUAUCAGACAAACCGUAAAACAAAACGGCCCUUUUCAGGGCCCCAAUAUUUUUAUACGUUUUGGAAUGGUAUUCGUUUACUUAGAUUUAUUAUACUAAAUAUUUACAAGGAUAUCUUCUUCAGAGGCAGUACUUAAAAAAUGUUGUUCAAUAUUCUUAAUAGCCGCCUAUAAAUUAUUUUUAAUUUUAAUCCAAUUGUUUCAAUGAAUUAAAUUAGGCAAUACUACGCGCCAUGAAAUACCUUAAAAGACGCCAAGGUUUUUGUAGAGCAUAAUGAGAAAAGAUAGGCUAAUAUAACAUGUUGAGAGAUAUAUUCAGUUUCUGUCAAUUGAAAUUUAUGCCACGUUUUAAAAUCCAUUGUAAGACUAAAGCAUAAACAGACUCAAAUGUUACUGAAUUAAUGAAACUGCAAUGCUAUUUAUGCUUGCACAGAAAUGUAUCUGUACUUUAAAUUAUUGGAAGAACCACAACUUGUGAAGAGAUUAAUACAGCAGAAAUUGUUUUGAAAAA